Molecule: messenger RNA, 609 nt
Organism: Hyaloscypha bicolor E
Lineage: Eukaryota; Fungi; Ascomycota; Leotiomycetes; Helotiales; Hyaloscyphaceae
Exons: 1
Coding region: 1-609 (202 amino acids)
Source: RefSeq, a predicted model, not a curated record
AUGCAGAACUCAAGACGAACUUCUGGUGAGCUGAACAGUAAGGACGAGGAGCUUUGGAAUGCCUGGCUUUCUUCGAAUGUUCGAGCGCGAGAUACCAAUUCUCUGUUGGCAGACGGCUGUUCGCGAGAAGGGGCCAGCACACAGGCGGAUUUCGACUUCAGAGUUAACACUCAAAGAUUGGGAGAGCGACAAACUUCCCCAGAAGACGAGAUAGAAAUGUUCGAGCUCAAUAACUAUGAGAUGAAGCUCUGGAGCUUGUGGAGCACAUCUAACACUCGAACAAACCACAUCACAUUCUUGAUAAUCAUCGGAUUCUCUCCUGAAGUUGCCAUCGGACAAGCGAAUCCCGGCUUCAAAGCUCACUAUUCCGGAUUUGGCGAUGCUCCACAAGACGAGAUUGUAGCCUUAGAGCGACACAGCUGUGAAAAAAUGCUCAAGAGUACAUGGAAGUCCUCGAAAGUUCGUGAAAAGCACAUCAAAUACCUUCUAGCUAACAAGUUUACCGCCGGCGGAGCUAUUAGACAGGCCGAUAUCGAUUUUGACGACCAUGUUCAGGUGCUAGUCAAGAUAGACAUUUCACCCGAGGCCAAAAUCGGGGUCUUUGAAUAA